Amaranthus tricolor (Joseph's coat) is the source of this 1820-nucleotide messenger RNA. RefSeq names its product transcription initiation factor IIA large subunit-like. Gene Ontology annotation, biological process: transcription by RNA polymerase II; transcription initiation at RNA polymerase II promoter. The transcript is spliced from 11 exons. The record is from RefSeq and is a predicted model, not a curated record. Bases 235 to 1380 code for a protein of 381 amino acids. Lineage: Eukaryota; Viridiplantae; Streptophyta; Magnoliopsida; Caryophyllales; Amaranthaceae. Gene Ontology annotation, cellular component: transcription factor TFIIA complex.
UUCACUCUUUAAUCAUCCUUUUCCAUUCCGCUUACUCCGUCACCACUCCUCUCUCUUCUUUCUCUCCCGCCGCCAUCUCCACCGCCCUGUCCUCCACCCUUCGACGGUUCACUUAUCAACUCCCUACUUGCCCACUCUAAACACGAGUUUCAUUCAUACAUCCUCUGAUUUGUAUAACUUGGUUGGAAAAAAAGGAACUCGGAGAUUCUGAUUUCAAAUUUGUAAUUGUUGAAAAUGACGACUUCUGCUACAAGCGCUGUAUAUAUUCAUGUCAUUGAAGAUGUCAUUGAGAAAGUUCGUGAAGAUUUUGUUGGUGAUGGAGGUCCCGGUGAAAAAGUUCUUCAUGAACUUCAAGGACUUUGGGAGAUGAAAAUGAUGCAAGCCGGUGCGGUAUUGCAGCCGAGUGAAAGGCCGGCUGUGCCGAGGACUGCGCCGGGGGCAGGGAUUACGCCAGUUCAUGAUCUGAAUAUGCCUUAUGAAGGUACCGAAGAGUUUGAAACUCCUACUGCUGAUAUGCUGUUUACGCCGACAUCGUUGCAGACUCCAGUUCAGACUCCUUUGCCCGGAACAACAGAAAGUUCAAUGUAUAAUAUUCCUACUGGAUCUACAGAUUAUUCUACUCCAAAUUCCAAUGAAGGUUUAGGUACCCCUAUUGACAUAAAGCUUGGAGCUGGAAGACCCGAUCCAUACAUGCUACCACCUUCAUCAUGGAUGAAUCAGAGACCUACAAUUGGUGUGGAUGUUAAUGUGGCUUAUGUAGAAGGACGUGAAGAGGUGGAUAGAGGAACCUCACAACCAAUUCAGGACUUCUUUACCGGACCUACUGGAAAGAGAAAACGUGAUGAGUUGCCACCACAAUUUCAGGGGGGUGGAUAUAUACCGCAACAAGAUGGAGCUGGAGAUAACUUUGAACUGGAGUUUUUACAAAGCAAGCCUACCGGAAAAGGUGGCACAUUUGAAUUGCAAAAAGGAUGCUCUUCCAAUAUUCCACAACUAGAUGGACCAAUUCCUGAUCCUUAUGAUGACAUUCUUUCCACACCCAAUAUAUACAACUAUCAAGAAGUUGUUAACGAAGACUACAACGUUGUGAACACUCCCGCUCCUAGUGACCUGCAAGCUGGUACCCCUGCUCCCUCUGUCCAGAAUGAUGUCGGUGAUGUAAACGAUGACGAUGAACCACCUCUGAAUGAAAAUGAUGAUGAUGAUCUUGAUGACAUUGACCAAGGAGAAGAGCUUAACACACAACAUUUGGUUCUGGCUCAGUUUGACAAGGUGACACGUACCAAGAGUCGAUGGAAGUGUACCCUUAAGGAUGGCAUAAUGCACAUAAACAACAAGGACAUUCUAUUCAACAAGGCAUCUGGAGAAUUUGACUUCUAAUUUUAUGAGGAUACAGCCGAUGGAGAAUAUCAAUGGCACUUAAAGUUAUCCUAAGUUGCCAUUCAACAUAUGUUAUCCUAUUUUAAUCUUUAGCUAGGUCUUUGAAGGUUGUGGACUAAAUCAACAUUAAGCUGGUAGAAGAUCUUAUCAAUGUGGCUGGCCUGUUGUAUAUAAAGCAAGAACCAUUUUGGCAUGUGAUUCAGAUGGCUAAGUCGGACUAUCGUCAUUGUUAAAUCGAGUGUGAUUUAAUUAGUUAUUUGGACUCCAAACAUUUGGAUCAUCUACUAGAGAGCAUUUUCCCCAGCUCUCUUUUUAUUUUGUCACAUUAAUAUCGUUUUGUAGAUUAGCUUCAAACAUCAUGUUCCGGAUUUCUGCAUUUGUAUCGUGUGGUGUAGCAAUUAGCAUAUUUCUAAUGAUCUAAAUGAAUCUCAUUUAUUCAA